Messenger RNA from Mizuhopecten yessoensis (Yesso scallop), 2243 nucleotides. RefSeq lists its product as uncharacterized. The transcript has 4 exons. Gene Ontology annotation, molecular function: protein binding. Lineage: Eukaryota; Metazoa; Mollusca; Bivalvia; Pectinida; Pectinidae. The coding region runs from base 61 to 1689 and encodes 542 amino acids. The record is from RefSeq and is a predicted model, not a curated record.
UUUUCAAACCAAUGGUCUGGAGCAUUACUUGGAAACUGUUGGAAGUUCCAUAAUGAAAUCAUGACUGCUCUCUUGAACGAAGAAACGCUUAAACAAGAUCUGGGAAAAUUUCCAUCAACCUUUGAUUUUGAUUCGACGAAUCUGACCAAGGACGGUGUAAAGAGUACCAUAAGGAAAUUAGAGGAUGACCGGAAACACACAAGAAAGCUUGAUACUGAAGAUAUACAGAUAAAUAAUUUUCUGUCGUAUCUGUAUUUCGUGUUGGGAAACUAUAAACAUGCGGAUGCAUAUAUUGAGGAAUCUCUGCAAAAAGAUCCUGAAAAUAUCACAGCAAACGCAAAUAAAGCCAGAUUUCUAUUAGAAACUGGGAAAAUUUCUGAUGUUGAAGAUAUAAUAAUAAAACUUCAAAAAUUGGAGAGAAGAGAAGAUUACUACAAGAGGAAAUGCUAUGCGGAAGCGGAUCUUGCGUACGCCUACGCACGGUCAGGUCCUUGGUACCACCAAAAGGCAGUAGAUCUGUACACCCGGGUUCUGGAGGCAUAUCCUACAGAAUACGCAUGGAAAUUCGGACUUGGUUUGGCUUUAUUCAGACAGACUCACCGGUUUAUUUCACAGACAAACGCCAAAUUAAAUCCGAGAGAAAACGAAAAGACAGCAGUACAUUCUGCUGAGCUGUUUCUAACUGUUGCUACGGAAUCAGAUGAUCCCAAUUUACGUGCAAAUGCAUAUGCCAGAUUAGGAAGAGCUGUUUUCAAUAUUUCAAAAAACAACUACACAAACGUGCCUGAUGAAAUUAUGCGUUUACAGCCUAAAGAGUAUUUUGAAAAAGCGGUAGAAAUUUGUCCUGAGGAACCAUCGGUGUUAGAAACGUGUGGCCAAUAUGCACGCUACAGAGGGGAACUAGAUACAUCGGAAAAAUUGUUACGGAAAUCUCUUCAAAUCAAGCCGACGUGUCAAGCGUAUCAUCAUCUUGCCUUGACAUUAAAGAGGCGAGUAGAAAUCAGUCGUUCGGAUGCCCAUAACAAAGGCGCCUAUAACUUCAGUUUGGGUGCUAACGGCGACAGACGUGGAGGAAGAUACAAAUCAGGUUCUGGACAGAAAGCGAGUCAAAAUGUUCAGGGAGGGUACGGUCGAUAUGGAAGUUCAUGCAAACGCGACAGCCAGAAUGGAAAUAGGCGACAAAAAGGACCAUCUAGAGAAUGCAUGUCUGACAAGUCAGAAAGGACAAGAAGAAACCUUCGUCAAAUGAUUAAGUCACCGUUGAAAGUUCCNGUUUACCCUGGAAACAAACACCUUUCUGAAGCCAUGGAACUACUGGAGAAAGCAGAAGAACUGUCUGAAUAUGCUCUGAAUAAACAGUACGACAAGGGCAUGAUAUGUAGAAUGCUAGGCCAAAUUGAAAAAGCUGUGGAAGUUUUCAAAAACAUAGUCACCAAAAAGAAACAUUAUCCAACCGAAUUUCUGAUGACAAAUGUUUAUGAACAGCUGGGACUGUGUCUGCUAGAAUUUAGUAAAUCCGUAGAUAUCUCUCCAGACAUUCAGCAGAAAUACAAGAAAGAUGGCCAAGCCAAUCUCCUACAUGCUGUCCAACUCCAAUCGGAGACGGUUGCAAACGAUCCACAGUUCAAAGAAGCAUGGAACGCCUAUCCAACACUCAAAGAGCUCUUCAGCGAUGAAAGAAACAAGUAGCCAAAACAAUUGGCAGUUUUGCACAUGCUCAUGGGGGAUCAUAGAGAUGCAAUCUCCAUAUACGAGGAAUUACUUUUGAAGGAGAAAGAUGAAAUUAACCAAGAGGAUUAUAUUAACUUGCUUGAAUGCUAUAAGAGAGAUGGACAGUUUGAAAAAUGUGUUGUUGUUUUAAAAUCUUUGGAGUGUACAACUAUUUUUUUGGGUCUUCCUCCGUCUUUGAUCUUUGAUGUGUAUAUAGAUUGUGCGUUUCACGUUUACACAACGGAUAACGCACAACUUGCGUACCAACACUUUAGACGCGCCUUCAGAGUGUACGGUAUGUUUGACAAGAUCAAUGAAGACGCAAUCAACGUUGACGAAGACGAGGCCACAAAAGACAUACUGAUAUUACACUCUUGUUCCCAUGACUCGGAAUGCAAACUUCCCAGGAAUCUAGGAACCAUUCUAGAAGAUGUUACAGGAUUACGAUACACAAUCAACUCAGACGACGUGCUGCCAAAUGAAUUACUAUUGACAUCAACGGCUUCUAUAAUACAGAAAAUCCCAUGUAUCAU